CGUGAUGCUCCCUAGCUGAGAAACCCCAGUGCAGCAGGCAGGGAGUUCCUCAUUGUUCUGCAAGCUGCAGCAGGGACACAUCUUGCUGCUGUUUCCUUCUCCCCCCAGGAUCCAGAAUGCCCUUUGUCAGCAUCACUAAAGAAAUGGCCAUGGGGACUGCAGUCCUGGGGCUUGCUUUUGCCACUGGAGUCUUAGCAGGUAAAAAAUAUCCAUUUUGGACUUUUGGGUUUCUCAGAUCAGGCAAGAACAUUUUUGGAAGAGGAAGCCCACUACGGAAGUACAUAUCGGAUCACUCUCUGCGCGAGCAUCCCGUCCUAAAGAAGCUGCGACUGCUCACCUUGAACCACCGCUGCGGUGGAAUGAUGGUGUCCUGCGACCAGGCUCAGCUUAUGGCAAACUUGGCCAAGCUCAUCAAAGCCAAGAAGGCUAUUGAAAUAGGUGUUUUUACCGGCUAUAAUACCUUAAAUAUGGCAUUGAUCUUGCCGGAUGAUGGCAAAGUCGUUGCCUGCGAUAUAAAUGAAGAUUUUGCCAAUAUUGGAAAGCCGCUGUGGAAAGAGGCAGGAGUGGAGCAUAAAAUAGACUUGCGGAUUAAACCAGCAACUCAGACACUUGAUGAACUGCUGGCAGCUGGUGAAGCUGAGACCUAUGACUUUGCUUUCAUAGAUGCAGAUAAAGAGAGUUAUGACGAUUACUAUGAAAAAUGUUUACGUCUCAUAAGGAAAGGGGGAAUCAUAGCUAUUGACAAUGUGUUAUGGCACGGGAAAGUAUUGAAGCCGAGCAAGAACGACAUACAAGCCCAAAGCGUCCACCGCCUCAAUGAGAAGCUCUUCCGGGAUGCGCGCAUCAGUAUCAGCAUGCUCCCCAUGGGGGACGGCGUGACCCUCGCAUUCAAGCUGUAGUGAGAGAAAGGUGCUGAGCAAUGGAUCGGGGACAAAGAACCCCCAAAUCAUCAAGCAAAACUAAGGAGGGACUAAAGCAGCAUCUGUAAUGUGAGCCUGUGUGUCGGCAGGAUAACCUACCAUUGGGAAACAGCCUUGGAAAGGACCAAAAAACCUACAGGAGGCUGGGUUUAAGUGCAUCUUCCCCUGCCUUUUCAUUGUUUUUUGUAUUGGCUUAGCGCUCUAGACAAUGCCCCUUUCCAUCCCAGCCUCUCCGCGACGCACUGUCCUGGGUCCCCAAGAUCACAAUGCGGGUAGGUAACAGGGGAGCUAAACCGGAGCUAUGUCUAGACUGCAGGCUUCUUUCGGAAGACGCUUUUCCGGAUGAGAUCUUCUUCUGAAAGAGAGUGUCCACACUGCCAAAUCGCAUUGAAAAAACGAUCUGCUUUUUCAACAAAUAGCGUCCAUCUCACAUGUAAGCUGUGAUUGCUAUGGCUGGAAUGGCCACCACGGCACCUGUGCGUUUUCCUCUUCCCUCUUCUUGCAAAAGAACUCCCUCUUCCCGUCCACACGUGCCUUUUUCCGAAAGAGCUCUUUCACCAAAAGGCUUCUUCCUCAGAGGUUUACCAAUGUCGGGAAACCCCCUCUGUUCUUUUGAUUCUUUUUUUCCCCCCCGAAAGAACACAAUUGCAAUGUGGACGUAAUUGAAGUUUUUUUGGAAAAAACACCAUUUUUCCGAAUAAUUCUGAAGGUCUUGGUUUUCCUCUGGGUAUGUCUACACUACAAAUAGACCAUUUCUGGGAGGAAAGCCAUCCCUACGGCGAAGGAACUAGACUGGGACGCUGCAGAUCUAGGUUCAGUUACUGGUACAUGACAAAAGCUGUUUCCUUCUGGUUGUUUCACGCCGUUGCAUACAAAUCUGUGAAAAAUUUUCUGUGGCAAAAACUCAUUUUGGAUAAUCAGCCAUUUUUAAAAAAUAGCAAUUUCAAGUGA
Molecule: messenger RNA, 1871 nt
Organism: Pelodiscus sinensis (Chinese soft-shelled turtle)
Lineage: Eukaryota; Metazoa; Chordata; Testudines; Trionychidae
Gene: COMTD1
Product: catechol-O-methyltransferase domain containing 1
Molecular function (GO): S-adenosylmethionine-dependent methyltransferase activity; O-methyltransferase activity
Source: RefSeq, a predicted model, not a curated record